AGGUAACCUUCUUCUGGACUGGGCCAUGGUCAGCUUCGAGAAUACUAUAUCUCAGUAUUCGAUACUUGGCUCUAACACAAAUGAUUCUCGUGUUUUAUGGUCUGUCAGCGAGAAUAUACAUGUCAUGGCUCUGACGACUCAGAUUUCAUCCUUGCGUUCAUGGUCAUGGGACUCUGCCAAUGUGUAGUAACAUUGCGAGUGUGGCAUCUAUUUUACCGAAGUCGCUUCAUCAGAGGGCUGGCAGUUGCUAUCCUGGUUGCUUCCGCGGCAGGAGUGGCAACCGCUGGCGUCGUCACGUUUGAUUCUAUCAAGACUGCCAUGUACGGGCUACACGACCCGUCGAUCUUCAAGGAGAACCCUGCAACGUUGUUUGCGAUAUACCUACCAGCCUUGGUCGUCCAUACGACCAUGUUAUUAUUAACGAUAUAUCGAUUUGGCAUUAGCCCAGCAGCCUUGCCGAGACGCGGGAUUGUCCACCGAUUCUUAAAAGAAGGAAUGUUUAUGUAUGCAUUUGCAGCCGGAACGCUACUGUACGAAAUCAUCGCUCUUUCUCUGACUGAACCAGGGGACAUAUCCGUAAGUUUCAUGGUCAUAGUUGCAUGACUCGUUGAACUUUGAAAUUGUUGCCAGGUUUACUACUCAGCUCUGGGGGGAGAGUAAGAUUGUGUCAUCCUUCAUUGUUCACCGAAGCUCACGAGCAACGUCUAUUUCCAGAAUAGCAGUAGCAGCUACAGUCGUCUCCGUCUGUCGCGCGAUGCUAAGCAUCCGCUCCUUGGCUGCAACUUGCCACGUCGAUCCAGCAUGGUUGCUCAAUCAUGCUGAACUCAGUCGCGUCCAAUGGAGAAGAGGGAAUAGUGAAGGAGAAAU
Molecule: messenger RNA, 867 nt
Organism: Suillus subaureus
Lineage: Eukaryota; Fungi; Basidiomycota; Agaricomycetes; Boletales; Suillaceae
Exons: 7
Coding region: 97-603 (168 amino acids)
Source: RefSeq, a predicted model, not a curated record